Messenger RNA from Polyodon spathula (Mississippi paddlefish), 5798 nucleotides. Its product is annotated as sorting nexin-13-like. Gene Ontology annotation, cellular component: early endosome. The record is from RefSeq and is a predicted model, not a curated record. Gene Ontology annotation, molecular function: phosphatidylinositol binding. The transcript has 26 exons. NCBI's taxonomy places the organism in Eukaryota, Metazoa, Chordata, Actinopteri, Acipenseriformes, Polyodontidae. Bases 540 to 3449 code for a protein of 969 amino acids. Gene Ontology annotation, biological process: positive regulation of GTPase activity.
UAUUUAAAAUGUUAAUGUUGCUGUUUAUUGUUAUUUUUAAUGCCAUGUGACAUUCGAUUUAAACACACGCACACGUCUUUGUUUGCUAGGUUAAAUACACAAAUAUUAAGUUUGGUUUUGUGUCUUGGAAUAUCCACAUGAGUAUCACGUUUCUUAAAGUACUUUCUAUUACCGAAUGGUUUAAUUUGAAGACUAUAGACGCACAUUUAUUUCGUGCCAUUUAAUUAAAGGAAAGUUUCACGUGGGACUAACUUGAUCAGACUGAUACCUUAUCGCAUUAUUUUAUUGAUAUAAAAAGGUGCUUGCUGUUAAAUAUCCACAUGCCCACUGCUUGGCAUCACUAUUUUUUCAGUGUAAGACCGUUUGUUUAAAUGUUUUUGCCCACGCUUUUUCACUGGCAUGUACAACUUUGUUCACAAUAUACACUAAACAAUUAAUAACUGCGGGCUUGAAAAAAAAUUGCAAAUCCAUAUUUGUUGUUAAUUAAAAACAUAAGCAGUGCAUCUAUUUCAAGUUAUUGCGAAUUGGAACAUCCAUUUAUGUAUUCAUCACCAAUGGUGUUUCACAGUUUAAACAGAACCAGUCUUUCCAUAUGGGGAUGGGGAGGCCUUGGUGUUGUGCUUUUUCUUAUAACUUUUGGACCUUUUGCAAUAUUUUAUUUAGCAUUUUAUGUCCUGUGCUUCACUGGUGGCUGUUUUGCGGUUACUCUUUUAUUUGGAAAAACAAACUCCGAAAAAUAUCUGGAAAAGUGUGAACACUCCUUUCUUCCUGCAACACAAUCCGGCAUACCCAAGACCUUGGAAGAAAUGAAACGAGAAAGUAGGCAAAUAAAAAUAGACCGAAGACUGACUGGUGCCAGCAUUAUUGAUGAACCUUUACAGCAGGUAAUUCAGUUUGCCCUGAGAGACUACAUCCAGUACUGGUAUUACACACUAAGCGAUGAUGAAUCUUUUCUUCUUGAAAUCCGACAAACAGUACAAAAUGCCCUUGUCCAGUUUUCUACCAGGUCAAAAGAAGUAGACUGGCAGCCGUAUUUCACAACACGAUUAGUAGAUGACUUUGCAACUCACCUUCGGGUUUUUAGAAAAGCUCAAGAAAGGAUGACAGAAAAGGAUGAUCAAAAACAACUCAAGGAUGAACCAGAGGAGCUUGUAGAAUCCUUCUUUGAAGCUGAAGUAGAAAUGGAGAGAAAAAUCUGUCGUGAUCUUGUCUGCACUUCACCCAGAGAUGAAGAAGGUUUUCUGAGGGAUCUGUGCGAGGUUUUACUGUACUUAUUACUACCUCCUGGAGACUUCCAUAACAAGAACAUGAGAUACUUUGUGAGGGAAAUCCUUGCAAGGGGAAUUCUUCUUCCGUUGAUUAACCAGCUCAGUGAUCCAGACUAUAUUAAUCAGUAUGUUAUAUGGAUGAUUCAUGAUUCUAGCAGUAACUAUGAAGCCUUUAUGAACAUUCUCAAACUAAGUGACGAAGUAGGAGAGCUGGAAGCUGUGAAAGAUAAAGCCAUGGAAGAGCUGCAGUUUCUUCGCUCUUUAGACACUGCAGGAGAUGAUAUCAAUGUGAUUAAGAAUCAAAUAAACAGCCUGCUAUUUGUGAAGAAAGUUUGUGAUACAAGGAUACAGAGGUUGCAAUCAGGAAAGGAAGUAGAUGCCCUGAAACUUGUAGCCAACUUUGGAAAACUUUGCAUAAUACCUCUGGAACACAUAUUGGUCCACAACAUUGCACUACAGUUUUUCAUGGAUUACAUGCAGCAGAAGGGAGGGCAGGCAGACCUUUUCUUCUGGCUCACAGUGGAAGGGUAUCGAGUCACAGCACAGCAGCAGCUGGAAGUUUUAAAGAGCUGGCAGAAGGAUGGGAAAAAGCAGACCAACCAGACCAAAGACUUGUUGAAAGCUGCUGCACUUGGAGUUUAUGAACAGUAUCUCUCAGAAAAGGCAUCCCCUCAAGUUCAGGUUGACAAAUCCUUAGUUGAAAGACUGGCAGAAAAGCUCAACAAAGAAGACCCAACACCUGAAAUAUUUGAUGAUAUCCAAAGAAAGGUGUAUGACAUGAUGCUGCGGGAUGAGCGGUUCUACCCGUCUUUCAGACAGCACCCGCUUUAUGUGCGGAUGUUGGCUGAGCUUGACAUGUUGAAAGAACCAAGUUUCAGAGGGUCAGAUGAUGGAGAUGGAGAAUCAUUUAAUGGUUCUCCAACAGGAAGCAUUAAUUUGUCUCUAGAUGACCUCUCCAAUGCUAAUUCUGAUGAAUCAAUGCAGUUGCAUGCAUUCAUUUCUGAUACUGGAGUGUGCAAUGACCAUGGGAAGACGUAUGCAUUGUAUGCAAUCACUGUGUUUCGGAAGAAUCCAGACGGCAGCGAGGACACCUGGAAAACCUAUCGUCGUUACAGCGACUUCCAUGACUUUCAUAUGCGCCUCACGGGGCAGUUUGAAAACCUUACAAGUAUUUUAAAGCUCCCUGGGAAGAAAACCUUCAACAACAUGGAUAAGGAUUUCUUAGAAAAGAGAAAAAAAGACCUGAAUGCCUACAUACAGUUCUUACUGAAUCCUGAAAUGAUGAAAGCUUGUCCCCCUCUGGCUCUCUAUCUGUGCGAUUUUUUGGAAAACAAAGCCUACAAUAAAGGGAAAGGGGACUUUGCACGUAAGAUGGAUACCUUUGUAAACCCACUACGCAAUUCCAUGAGAAAUGUCUCCAACGCUGUCAAGGCCAUUCCUGACAGUCUGGCAGAGGGAAUGACGAAAGUGUCGGACAACAUGGGAAAAAUGUCAGAAAAACUGGGGCAGGAUUUAAAACAGUCAAUGUUGAAGGUUCCUCCAUUGAUUCAGAAGUCUGAUAUAGACCCUGAACACUGCCGUGUCUCUGCACAGCUGGAUGAUAAUGUGGAUGACAAUAUUCCACUCAGGGUCAUGCUUCUUUUAAUGGACGAAGUCUUUGAUCUGAAAGAAAGAAACCAGUGGUUGAGGCGGAAUAUUAAAAACUUACUGCAGCAGCUCAUUCGAGCAACAUAUGGAGACACAAUAAACAGGAAAAUUGUAGAUCAUGUGGACCUCAUGACCUCCCCUGAACAGGUUGCAGACCAUGUGAAACAUUUCAGAGAUGCCUUUUGGCCCAAUGGUAUUUUAGCAGAAAAGCCACCCCACAGAAAUAAAGCAAUCCGAAUGAGAACGAGAGUGGCUGCCAAGACUAACCUGCUAGGAAUAAUGCCCGAUGAGCUGAAGCACAUUAUUGGUGCUGACACAACACGGAAGGGAAUAUUACGGGUCUUUAAGAUGUUCCAGCACAACCAGUUAAACCGGAGGCUUGUUUAUGUUUUUAUAGAGGGAUUUCUUGAAACCAUGUUUCCUCAAUAUAAAUUCCCUGAGCUGUUUAUCAAACUACAUUCAAGAUCUGAACGGAUGGAAAAAUAUUCACAGAAAUUAAAGACAUCCCAGGUUCCCUCCUUACAAAAGAGGUGACACCCCAAACCAGCAAGCUGUGCCCUUAUGACACUAAUGAAUGUGAAGAAAAACGAAUCCACACUUGGGUAAGUUUUCUGGGGGGUUCAAAAUGUACAUGAUAUUUUCUGGCCUGUCAUCUUAGGACAGUGAUGAUCUCAAGAACUGCAGUUUCCCCACGUCUACAUUCUCACUCAACCACUAUCUUGAUGUGAUUAUGGCACAUGUCAUUUGUUAUUUAAUUGUGCAACUUGAAAGAGGAACACUUCUUUAACUGUGUAAGAGGUGUUAAACUGCAAAAUCAUUGCUUUCUCUGAGGCAGAUAAAAAAACAUCAUCCAACCAUGGAAAAAAAGAUGUCCUUAGAAACUGGCAGAGAUGCCCAUAAUGAAAAUGUGUAAAAGGAUUUGGCUGCAUAGCAAGGUUAAGCACAAAAUGUGAUGAUCCAAGCUAGUGUUCGUGUGAACUGAAAUGGGCAUUCGCACUAAUCUAGAACCCAAAGUCACGGGAAAGUGGUAGUGAAAGAUAUGAAAUUAACGCUCAUAAACUGUUUGAAUAGUUUGCAUUAUUUUCCAAAAAUGACAUUUGCAUAAAAUUCCUCAGACACUUUGCUGACUGUAGACGGUCAGACACUGCUGACUGUAGAUAUUAACAUCCCUUCAUUUUAAUAUGGUAAUCAUAAAUCAAAAGUAGAUUUAGCUCUCAGUAGGGAUAACUGCAGCUUCAUGCUUACUGUAGUUUGUGUGUUUUAGAUGUCUAGGGAUGUUUACGUAUGCAAACACUCAGCCUGGGUACCGUAUCUUAAACUUACACAAAAAGUUUAGUGUCAUGUCUGUGAAAUUACUCUGUAUAGACCUAAUAAAGUAAUAAUGAUGUUAAACUUACUAAAACAGCUAAAUGCAAAAGUACUGAAAGAAAAUGCAUGUAUUGUUGCUGCAUUCUAUCUACAUAUUAAUUAAAUUCAUAUGAGCUACAGUACUACUCAGAUGUGAUUUGUCACUUACAACUAACUCAGGUGACAACGCGAGUACCAACAAAAUAAUAAAUAAAACAGUGAUGCAAUAACACUUUUUUGAGCAUGUCACUGUUUAAAAAAAGAUUUCGAUAUUGGUGUGUCCAAAUCUAUUCUGGUUUUAAACUUUUUAAUUUUCAAAACAGCUGAAAGAGUUUAUACAAAACGGAACCGAUCAUAACUGACUUAUUUAGUUAUGGGCCAGGGAACCUGGGUGGUACACAACAUCUGCAACACUUCAAUACAGCAUUUAAAACAAAUGUAGUUGCGAAUAGGCAGGCAUAACACAUUUCUCAAAGAUACCAAAACACUGUCUCCACAUGAGCUGCGUAAUUGAAUUUAUUUCAAAACAUUUUCUAUAUUGAGAAAAUACUGUGCCCUUUCCAGUUUCAGCUUUUUACCUUGAGGCAUCCUUAAUUUAGAGUGAGGAUGCAGUCUUCGCUAAAUUAAAAUGAUAUACCAAAAAAAGAGCUAUGUGAUAUUAUUUGUAGCCCCAGGAUCUUGAUUGUGGCAGACACAGGUAUACAAAGUCUGAUUUUAGGGGUGUGUGUGGAGACAUUAGACGUUAUGCGAUUUCUCACUGAGAGACAACAAGAUAGCCAGAGCCAACCACCUGCUUGUGUAAACUUACUUGGCUGUUUUUUUUUUUUUUUUUUUUUUUUUUGUUUGUUUUUUAAUUAUAUUAAAAGCCUGGUAUUUUAAUUCUCCAUGAACCAGGUUAAAUCACUAACUUCCCCAAAGAAGGCUGUUCAGUCUGUAAGUCGUUCUCACGGACACAAGUAAGGCUCAUGUACAAGCAUAUUAAAGUAUGCUUUAAAGAAUGUAACUCUAUUUCUAAUGUAAAUGUAUGUUUGUAUUUUUUUUUUAAACUCUGUUUAAUCAUGUAUUAUGUUAGGCUUCAGAUGUGAUUGUAGGAUAACUGUGCACUUAAAUGCAGGAAGCAUUGUGUUUAGUCUGAAAACUGUACCACUGUAUAAAGCAUAUAGUUUCAGCCUUAAACUAAGUUUAAAUAAAAUGAAACCUUUAUUUAACAAGGUAGUAGCAUCCCUAAAAAGCCCACUACAGUUACAGAAAAAAAAUGUAUUUUUAAAACCUAUUUCCACCUUAGCAUAGUUUCUUUCUAAAAAAUAUAUAUUUUAUUUUGUGCAAUAUUUCUUUAAUGCAUGUGUAUUUGAAUAAUUGUAUAUGGAAAUGAAUGUUUUGAAAUGUAAAAAUAAGUCUUCUAUACCCAACAAUUUACAUUCCGAUGUCAUACUAGUUUAUUUAAGGACUUGUUUUAUAAGUCUUGAUUUUCACUCUGUGUAAACUCACUUAUUAAUGGUGAACUUUGUUUGUAAGCAUGGUGUGUGUAUGUGUGUG